AUGCCGCCCCGAACGAGAGCGGGGGUUCAAAGCCAGAAACAGAAGGAGAAGCUUGCCAACUCCUACAAUGAACUACUUGAGGAGUUCUCCUCCAAGGAUCUCCGGAGUGUAGGGAAUUACACCCUUGGGAGACUCAUUGGAAAGGGUUCAUUCGGCAAGGUCUAUCUCGCGUCGCACAAGCUCACCAAUGGUUCUAAGGUCGUGCUCAAGUCGUCCAGCAAGGAAGACACCAAUCUCGUGCGCGAAAUCCACCACCAUCGCCAAUUCCUCCAUCCCCAUAUCGCGCGGCUAUACGAAGUGGUGGUGACUGAGAGUCUGGUCUGGCUUGUGUUGGAAUAUUGUCCCGGCGAUGAACUCUACAAUUACCUCCUUCGACAUGGCCCACUACCGGUGGAGAAAGUGAAGCGGAUAUUUACACAACUAGUGGGAGCGGUCGCCUACGUCCACAGUAAAUCCUGUGUUCAUCGCGAUUUGAAACUGGAGAACAUAUUGCUCGACAAGCAAGAAAACGUCAAGUUAUGCGAUUUUGGAUUUACGCGCGAAUAUGAAGGCAAAGCUAGUUACCUUCAGACAUUCUGUGGCACGAUAUGCUAUAGUGCGCCCGAAAUGCUCAAAGGAGAGAAAUAUGCGGGCGAAAAAGUGGAUGUGUGGAGCCUGGGGAUUAUUCUCUACGCGCUUUUGGCGGGCGAGCUGCCAUACGAUGAUGACGACGACCAGGUCACCAAAAAGCGGAUUCUGUCGGACGAACCGACCUUCAACGACAAGUUCACGGAAGAUGCCAAAUCUUUGAUCAAUAUAUUAUUGUCCAAACGACCGUUGAUUCGACCUAGUCUGGAUGAGAUUUUGGCUCAUCCUUUCCUCGCAGAACAUGCUCCUGAACAGCUUGCCAUCUUGAAAAUCCCAAGGCCAUCGCCAUUUACUACACCAUUGGAGAAGACUACUUUGCAGCGAAUGAAAAGUGCUGGUGUCAAUAUUGACGAGGUUAUCGAAAAUGUCUUGGCUCAGCGGUGCGACCCACUGGCUGGUUGGUGGGCGUUGCUAAUUGAAAAGGAGCAACGGAAGGAACGAAAAAGAGAGCGCAAGCGUCGCGAACGGGAUGCAGAGGCAAAGAAUCUUCGUCGUUUGAGCGCUGCAAGCAGUCGUUUAGAAAAGCGAUCCUCGGCUCUGAUGGAGGUAGAUGAAGAAGGUCAACCAAGCUUGGGCUUGCAGGAUCGUGGAAGACGGGACAGGAGAAGCUUGCCAUCCCAGUUGGCAGUGCCAGAGCUCCCUGCGCUCCCUGAACCACUUCCCAUGUUCCCAGUUGAUGUCACCACCCCGCCACUGUCCCUCGACAAAGGCUCUAUACGGUCUCACGACUCAACCCGACACCGACCAAUUCCCCCGCCAAAAGACAGACGGCGCUCGCAGCCCAGUGUGCUGCAUGUCAGCGCAUCACAGCCAGAAUUGACACAGCAUCAAAGUAUUUUCCGGCGGCGCACUAGUCGUCGCCACCAGUAUCCGAUACUCAGCCAGCUGGCGUCCCUGAAGCACUGGUUUGUAGAGUCUGCGAAGAGAGCGCGGUCUCCUCAUGCCAAAACGACGAGCUCGCGCAAGUUUCUUUCCGAGAAGCUGAGCCCGGGAAAGAGUCAGGAAGCAGGAAAGAAAUCUUCACUCUCGUCCUCUCCGGCAAGCGCAACCGCAGCGGAGGAUGUUGUAACACCCACUCAGGUCAAACGAGUUUCCAACGCGAGCAGCCUCGCUCCCAGCAGUGCCUCAUACCGACAAAACCGACACUCCUACCCUCGCCAACCCCGGCCACUCAACACCGGUCACAACAGUCAUCGGAACUCCCUCUCACCCUCGCCUAUCACACCACGAGGAUCCUAUCGCCGUUCAUCAGCCGGACUACGAGGACGCAAAUCUACGUCCUCCUCAGUCUCAUCCAUCCGCAGCAUUCACCACACUCGGGCUCACUCCAAGGCUUCCUCAGUUUCGUCCAACAGUAUAGACACUAUAUCUACGCCCACCUGCAGAGCUUCUAAAUCUCCUCAUUCAUCUAUUAAAGUCCUGCCUACUACCCCAGGGAGCUCUACCCGUUUCCCUAGCAAUAUUCGGUUGAUAAGAGGGCCAGGUGGAGCGCCUCGCGAGAUAAGCGAGCACCCUGGUUCAAUGCCCUCGUCGUUUAACGAAGCGGCACCGGCACCGUUACUCUAUUCACCCUCGUCAAGCCUGGUGUUUGCAAGACGAAAGAGAACUCUUUUCAAGGGUCCUAUGAUUCAUACCACUAAUUUAAUGCUGUCUGGUGGGAUAGGCAACUCCCCGCUUCCCGGUCACCCAGUGACACCCAAUGGUCCCGGUAUCAUGACUGGGCGACCUGGUGCACGCAAGAGCCAAAUCAUCGAAGAAGAGGAAUACGACGAGGGGAUCGAGGAAGAAAUCGAAGAGGUCGAUGAGUUUGACGACCCCGGCACACCAGGUGAUAUUGUCAUCCCCGAUGACCACCGAGCAAAUGAGACGCCCAGAGUCUCACUCGAAUUGGAGACUGGCUCUCCCUUGGGCGGCAAGAUACCUUUAACUUCUGUUCCCAGUCUUGAGACCAGCCCUUCUCGACCUCCUCGUUUGUCCUCUUUACCCUCGCCCACCGAGCCCACAGUUAAAAUCGUUCCAGCUGAAUAA
Messenger RNA from Penicillium paradoxum, 2655 nucleotides. RefSeq names its product non-specific serine/threonine protein kinase. Bases 1 to 2655 code for a protein of 884 amino acids. Gene Ontology annotation, molecular function: protein kinase activity; ATP binding. Gene Ontology annotation, cellular component: spindle midzone; spindle microtubule; spindle pole centrosome. Lineage: Eukaryota; Fungi; Ascomycota; Eurotiomycetes; Eurotiales; Aspergillaceae. The record is from RefSeq and is a predicted model, not a curated record. Gene Ontology annotation, biological process: protein phosphorylation; regulation of cytokinesis; mitotic spindle organization. The transcript is spliced from 5 exons.